CUGUUCCCUCGGGCUGGCCCGGUCCGGAGUACGCAGAGCUCAGAGCUGGGAUCUGCCGUCCCUAACCCGCUCACUACACAGCCGCCCAAGGCUUUGCGCUUCACCUUUACUCACCCCGAAGCCCUGGACAUCCGCAUCUGUCCUAAAGCGUCUCACCUCAGUAGCAGAAGGAAGUAGCGUCAGCUGGCCACAGCCUCUCCUAGGAGGCUGUCUGGGAAAAGCGAGUCAAGAGACCCUGAGGCCCCUCAGCUCCGACUACUUUCAGAUCUGUCGUUCCUUCACCCUCAGCUUUUCAAACAGACCGCUCCAAAAAAAUGCCCAAUCACAGCAUUUCUUCUACCCUGGGCCUCCCGGUAGUGUCCAAUCAACACACGCCAUCUAUCUGGUUGUGUUACGAGGGCAGCUUCCCCCCUGGUUUCCCCCAGGAUUUUCAGGCCCCAAAUCCGCUUUUAUCUCUUGGGUGGAAGGAGAAAUGGAAGCGUGGAGCCCGGAGGUCCAGGAUCCCGAGGGUGAGAGCCCUGGAACUGUCAGCGGAGGCCAGGGACAGAAAGCAGGAUCCAGGGAUGGGAAUGAGGAGAAGGAAAGGGUGAAGAACUGUCCAAAACAAAAAGUGGUGGCACAUGAAGUGGCUCUCAAGGAGUGGUUGCCCAGCGCCAUCUGCCCAGAGCUCUGCAGCAGCAAGCCCUGGCUCGAGGACACUGUGACCCGAAGACCGCCCUACUCUUGCCUACACUGUGGCCGCAACUUUAGCUACCCUUCCCUCCUGGCCAGCCACCAGCGGGUCCACUCCGGGGAGCGGCCCUUCCCCUGCACCCAGUGCUCAGCACGUUUCUCCCAGCGCAAGUACCUGCUCCAGCAUCAGUUCAUCCACACCGGCGAGAAGCCCUACCCCUGUCCCGACUGCGGACGCCGCUUCCGCCAGAGGGGUUCCCUCGCUAUCCACAGGCGGGCUCACACUGGGGAGAAGCCCUACGCGUGCCCAGACUGCAAGAGUCGCUUCACUUACCCCUACCUGCUGGCCAUCCACCAGCGCAAGCACACCGGCGAGAAGCCCUAUAGCUGCCCCGACUGCAGCCUCCGUUUUGCCUACACCUCGCUGCUGGCCAUCCACAGGCGCGCACACACGGGCGAGAAGCCCUACCCCUGUCCAGACUGCGGCCGCCGCUUCACCUACUCUUCUCUCCUCCUCAGUCACCAGCGCAUUCACUCCGACAGCCGGCCCUUCCCCUGCGCAGAGUGUGGGAAAGCCUUCAAGCGCAAGUCCGCCCUGGAAGCCCAUCAGUGGAUCCACCGCUCCUGCAGCGAGAGGUGCGGGUGGCAGCAGGCCGCGGUGGGGCUUUCAGAGCCCGUCCAUGUUUUGGGAGGCCAGGAUCCCCCAGUUCACUUCCGGCACUUUCCAGAUAUAUUUCAGGAGUGUGGGUGAUGGCGUUCACACAAACUGGUCAGUGUUUUCUCUGGAGAGGAAGAGGCCAGGUUUAUGCAUUGAGGGAUAAAGAAAGGAAGUGGGCGUUUAAGGAAAACAAAGUUCUGCCUUAGGGAAAAAGCAGAGGUGAGGGCACAGAGGGCUGUGGGGAGGAGGAGGCAGGAAUCUGAAAAGGUGCCUGGGGGCUGACCCAUUUCCUGAACCUCCUGCACACAGCCCCCUUGUUCCCCAUCCCACUUGGGAUUCCUUCACUGAAAACCAUUCACUUAACUGGCUUUUUCUUCUGGAUUGUUCGCUCUCUUGGAACAGUCUACUUUUUGGCCUGUAUUUCUCCUAUUUCUCUGAGAUGGAGCCCCCUACAUUCCAGUGUCUAUUAAAGGACCCACUCUGGAUCCCCUACAAUAGAGAGGAUACCUCGGGCCUGUCCCUCGUGAGGGGAAGCUCAUCCCACGAUUCUGUCUUUUACCAAUGCAGGUGAAACAUGUGGCAAGUAGACACCUGGAGUGCAGGUGUUCCUUGGUUGAAGACCUAGAGGUGGCCAUAGAGAGGACAGCGGCCUCAGGUGGGGAACUCUCCGCCCCACUCUCAUUCUGCACACAGUGCACAAACCAUCAAACCUAAUGAACUCUGGAACUGGGCCAGUCCUUCACUGUAUGAAUUAGUGAUUGCAGCGUUUUUUUCUUCCUCAGAUAUUUGCAUGUUCGCUGGAUUUUGUAUUUUUUGAUAAAGAUAUAUUCCACAGUAGCUGGAAAUAUAAUGCUGGAGGAUUCUUAUUUUCUAUUUUUAUUUUUUUGAGAUGGAGUUUUGCUCUUGUUGCCCAGGCUGGAGUGCAAUGGCGUGAUCUCAGCUCACCACAACCUCCUCCUCCUGGGUUCAAGCGAUUCUCCUGCCUCAGCCUCUGGAGUAGCUGGGAUUACAGGUGCUCGACACCAAGCCCGGCUAAUUGUUUGUGUUUUUAGUAGAGACGGGGUUUCACUGUGUUGGCCAGGCUGGUCUCAAACUCCUGACCUCAGGUGAUCCAGCCGCUUCAGCCUCCCAAAGUGCUGGGAUUACAUUUUUUUUUCUUUUUAACCUUCUCUGCACUAGCAUACUCUUUUUUUUUUUUAAAGAAAGAAUCAAUGACUUUUGAUUAGAGUUGAAAUCAAGGCAUAGUCUUUCCAGUCUAAUUUUGACUGUAAUGCUUGCAUAUGUCAAGUUAAGAAGGCCGGGCACAGUGGCUCACGCACUGUAUUCCUAGCACUUUGGGAGGCUGAGGUGGGUGGAUCGAUUGAGGUCAGGAGUUCAAGGCCAGUCUGGCCAAUAUAGAGAAACCCUAUCUCUAGUUUAAAAAAAAAAAAAAAGAAAGAAAUUAACCAGGCGUGGUGGCGCAUGCCUGUAAUCCCAGCUUCUCGGGAGGCUGAAGCAAAAGAAUGGCUUGAUCCCAGGACGUGGAGGUUGCAGUGAGCUGAGAUAGCACCACUGCACUCCAGCCUGGGCAACAGAGCAAGACUCUGUCUCAAAAAAAUCCAACCAACCAAACAAAAACAACAGUUCAGAGAGGUCUUUCUGGCCCAUUUAAAUCUGCUAGCCCUACUUUUGAACAGAAAGCUUUUGAAGGAAUGAACAAAAGAGGUAGGUAGGCCUAAGCAUAUUUGCAUUCCAGGACUGGUGCUCAGUGACUCAAAUAUAUCUUUGAAAAGAUUGUUCUUUGAAUCCUUGGGUUCUCACCCAGGCUGGAGUGCAGUGGUCCGAUCUCAGCUCACUACAACCUCUGCCUCCCAGUUUCAAGCGAUUGUCCCACCUUAGCCUCCUGAAUUACAGGCACCCACCACCACGCUUGGGUAAUUUUUGUAUUUUCAGUAGAGACGGAGUUUUGCCAUGUUGGCCAAGCUGGUCUCAAAUUUCUGACUUCAAGUGAUCAGCCUGCUUCGGCCUCCCAAAGUUCUGGAAUUACAGGGGUAAGCUUCAGUGCUCUGCCUUUUUUUUUUCUUUUUUAGAUGGAGUCUCACUCUGUUGCCCAGGCUGGAAUGCAGCAGCGUGAUCUUGGCUCACAGCAACCUCUGCCUCCCAGGUUCAAGGGAUUCUCCUGCCUCAGCCUCUGAGUAGCUGGGAUUAUAGGCACGUACCACCAUGCCCAGCUAUUUUUUGUAUUUUUAGUAGCAUGGGGUUUCACCAUGUUGGUCAGGCUGGUCUCGAACUCCUGACCUCAUGAUCCACCCACCUUGGCCUCCCAAAGUGCUGGGAUUAUAGGCAUGAGCCACCGCUCCUAGCCCAAGAUAAUUAUUAAUGGGAACUGGGGCCACAUGUGGUGGCUCACGCCUGUAAUUCAGCAUUUUGGGAGGCAGAGGUGAGUGAAUCACUUGAGGCCAGGAGUUCGAGACCAACCAGGCAAUACGGUGAAACCCCAUCUCUACCAAAAAUACCAAAAUAUUAGCCGACCCUGGUGGCGCAUGCCUGUAGUACCAGCUACUCAGGAGGCUGAGGCAGGAGGAUUGCUUGAACCUGGGAGACAGAGGUUGCAGUGAGCCAAGAUCGUACCACUGCACUCUAGCCUGGGCUACAAAGCAUGACUCCAUCUCAAAACAAAACAAAAACAAAAACUGGGAACUGGGUGUUAUCUUUACCACAUAGCCUCUCCUGAACUGGCAGACCUGGAUUCCAGGCUUAGCUCAGUCCAGACUAGCUGUGUGACCUUUAGCAUCACCUAGAUUCUACAAAUAACAUUUUUCUCUAUUGGCUUUACAUGUGUCAUUCUGCCUAUCCAUCCCUCCAUCCAUUCGUUUAUCAUUUUAUUAAUGUAUUUCAAAGCUGCAGACAUCAUUAGAUUUCACUUCUGAACACUUCACCAUGCAGCUGAGUUUGUGCAAGAAACUUCAGCUCUCGGCUGGGUGCAGUGGCUCACGCCUGUAAUCCCAGCACUUUGGGAGGCUAAGGCAGGAGGACUGCAUGAGCUCAGGCAUUUGAGACCAGCCUGGAAAACACAGCAAGAACUCGUUUCUAACAAAAAUUUUAAAAAAUUAGUUGAGCAUGGUGAGGGAGGCUGAAGCAGGAGGAUAGCUGCAGCCCUAGAGUCUGAAGUUGCAGUGAGCUCUGAUGGCACAACUUUAGUCUGAGUAACAGACCAAGACACUAUUUCAAGAAGAAAAAAAAAAAGCCAGGUGCGGUGGCUAACCCCUGUAAUCUCAGCAUUUGGGGAUGCCAAGGUGGGUGAAUCACCUGAGGUCAGGAGUUCUAGACAAGCCUGACCAACAUGGUGAAACCCCAUCUCUACUAAAAAAAAAAGAAAAAAAGAAAAAAAGUAGCCGGGCAUGGUGGCACAUGCCUGUAAUCCCAGCUACUCAGGAGGUUGAGGCAGGAGAAUCAUUUGACCUCGGGAGGCAGAGGUUGCAGUGAGCCAAGAUUGUACCAUUACACUCCAGCCUGGGCAACAAGACCUCCUCUCAAAGGAAAAAAAAGGCAAGAAAGAAACUUCAGCUCCCACUUAAAGUUCAGUUGUACUCUGUUAUUGACAAGUAAAGUCUAUUGAAGCCCAA
This is a messenger RNA of Callithrix jacchus (white-tufted-ear marmoset), 4935 nucleotides long. Lineage: Eukaryota; Metazoa; Chordata; Mammalia; Primates; Cebidae. The record is from RefSeq and is a predicted model, not a curated record.